Molecule: messenger RNA, 6349 nt
Organism: Crotalus tigris (Tiger rattlesnake)
Lineage: Eukaryota; Metazoa; Chordata; Lepidosauria; Squamata; Viperidae
Gene: HIVEP3
Product: HIVEP zinc finger 3
Exons: 6
Coding region: 758-6349 (1863 amino acids)
Biological process (GO): regulation of transcription by RNA polymerase II
Cellular component (GO): nucleus
Molecular function (GO): zinc ion binding; RNA polymerase II cis-regulatory region sequence-specific DNA binding; DNA-binding transcription factor activity, RNA polymerase II-specific
Source: RefSeq, a predicted model, not a curated record
CCGGUCAGCCAGCUACAGAUCCAUCAGGUUGAAUUAAGCCCUGGGCAAAAUUAUUUUAAAAAAAGAAGCACAAAGACCAUUAGAGCCAUCGAAGAUCAAUUUUGCUAAAGGUGAGUGGUAACAUCUUCCAAGGUCUCUGAACAUCAAAGUGAAAGAGCAGAAAGACAAAAGAGAGAAUUGCAUGCACAUGCUCACACAGAAAAAGCUGUGGUCUGCUGUAUGUGUUUUUUUUUUCUCCCCAAGCCAAGGAUGGACACAGAGAGGGAUGGUUGCAAGAUGAACAUAGGAGUCUCAAGUUUACAAAGAUUUGCAUAAAAAAAGAACAGAAGGCACUUCCUGGGCUGCUUCUUGUCUUUGAAGACUUGCCAUGGUCAACGGCACUGCAAUGGCUCGGUUUAAAGCUUCAACACAAUUCACAAGAAAAAUAUUUGAACUGCAACUUUUGGACAGUUUUCCUGCUUUGAAGUAGUUUGUCAUGCUUUACCAGUGUGAACUCUGUUGACCCGCAUCCCCCCCCCCACACACACACUGUCCCUCUAUUACUUCAGGAUUUUUUUCCCCUGAAUCAAAUAGCAACUUGGGACACUUCGAAAUCUUGAAUCUACAGUGGCUCAUUAGAUGAAGCUCUGGCUUCAUCUCCAAUGCAAGCAAAGCAGGAACGCCACAGGAGAGACCUCUCUUUGCUGUAAAUGAAGCCUGGUGACAGUUUCCUGAAAUAGCAUUUCUAGGCUCCCCUCUGCUCCCCCUUUCAAAGGCCAUGGAUCCUGAACAAAGCAAGAGGAGUACAAAAAAGGGGGAUGAGGCUCCAAGAAAGAGGCUCGUGAAAGGAGAAGCUUUUCAAAGCAGUAUCUCCUCCAUGACUCCAUAUCCAAGCAGCUCUGCUCUGCUGCCAGGCUCUCCCCUCCAAGAUGUUGUAUCCCAGCAACGUUUUUCAAUGGAGGAGGCUCAGGAGAAGACAGGACAAGCUCAACCCAAGCAUUCCUCCUUUGAGCAUCCAUCGCACAUGGCCCAACUUCAACAGCAUUCAUUGUCACCAGCAUACAGGACUCCCCGAAAGCAAGAAGGGCCUACCUGGCAGCUUGUUGAUCCAGCAAGAUCAAUUCCCUCUGGCUCAUUUCCUUCUUCUGGGCUCCCUUCCAGUCACGGUCAGAUCUUACCAUCCUGCUCCUCUGUUUCUACUGAAGAAGACAAGCCCCCUGUUCAAAAGGUCUACAUCCCUCGUACUUUGCAGAUUUCUUUGAAACCAUCUGAAGAAGGACACAAGAAGGAAAAGAAGCCACAGAAGCCAGGCAAAUACAUUUGCCAGUACUGUAGCCGGCCUUGUGCCAAACCAAGUGUUCUCCAGAAACACAUCCGAUCCCACACAGGUGAGAGACCCUAUCCAUGUGUUCCCUGUGGCUUUUCCUUCAAAACCAAAAGCAAUUUGUACAAGCACCGAAAAUCUCACGCUCAUCGCAUCAAAGCUGGGUUAUCUUCAGGCACUGCUACAGAGUUGUAUCCUUCCAGCUUGGAGGUGGAGAAGAUAGGUGGAGAGGAAUUUGAAGAGCCUACAGAAGGAGAAAGCACAGAUUCUGAAGAGGAGACCAGAAGCACCCCAGGCCAUUUGUUGGAACUAUCCACCAGGCGAAAGCAAACUAUGUUGUAUGGGGCAGGAAGUCAAGGUUCAAGCCAAGAAAGCACCUCCUUCCCCCAUUCUAGCAUGUCUCAAUCCCUUGAUGACAGCAGUGCUUUUGUAGAGCCGUCCUCAGACCUUGCCCAAAGUCAUAAAUCAGAAGAAACACACACUAUCAAACAAAAGCUUGCACUCCGUCUAAGUGAGAGGAAGAAAGUUAUCGAGGAACAGGCUUUCCUUAGUCCUGGCAGUAAAGGAAGCACCGAAUCAGGCUACUUCUCAAGAUCAGAGAGUGCAGAGCAGCAAAUCAGUCCGCCGAAUACAAAUGCAAAAUCAUACGCAGAAAUCAUUUUUGGCAAAUGUGGGAGGAUAGGCCAGCGGACUGCUAUGUUAGCCACAACCACGAGUCCAGAAUUUCCCCCAAUAUCGUCUGAAGAAAAGGUGAGUACUGUUCCUUUGUCUGUGCCUCGGACACAGGUUAUUGAACAUAUCACCAAGCUGAUCACCAUCAAUGAGGCAGUUGUUGAUACGAGUGAAAUUGAUAGUGUUAAACCGAGAAGGAGUUCUUUGUCUAGACGGAGCAGUAUCGAAUCUCCAAAGCCUGGCUCUUUCAGAGAAUCAUUUCAGCUAGACAUCAAACCUGGUUCCGGUAGCCAACCAGAUCCAUCAAAGUCGUUGACAUCUCAUAUUGAAAAAAUGAAGCCUGAACCAUCCUUGUUAUCGUUCCAGCAAUCCCACAGUGCCACGGAGACAGUGCCUCUUCUAAGAAGCCACUCUAUGCCUUCAGCUGUAUGCACUAUGAGUUCUUCUCACUCCUUUAGAGGUAGUUAUUCUUUCGAUGAUCACAUUGCUGAAUCGGAGAUCUUAAGCCACAAUCAGAUGUCUUCCCAUCCCCGAAUGCUAAAACGGCAGCCAGCUAUUGAGCUACCAUUGGGAAUGGAGUACAGCUCAGAAGAGGUUGGUGCAGCAGGCAAGGAAAGCUUCUCCAGACCUCCAGAAGAGCAAGAGACCAAGGAGAGUGAGUUGACCAAGAAGUCAAGGAAGGGCACCAAAAUAAAAGGAUUUAUGUAUGAGUGCAAUAUCUGUGGUGCUCGAUACAAAAAACGAGAUAAUUAUGAAGCCCACAAGAAGUACUAUUGUUCAGAACUUCAGAUCUCCAAACCUCACUCUUCCAGUUCAUAUACUUUAUCUGAAAUGGAGAAAGGUUUGAUGGACUCUGAUCCAGGGCCACAAGUGAUGCAUUAUAAGUUGGGAACUAGCUUAGAACUGACUCCACUGAGGAAGAGGCGAAAAGAAAAGAGUCUUGGUGAUGAUGAAGAUCCACCAGCUUUUGAGUUAACUGAAGCAUCCUUUUCUGGAAGUGGACCAGCCACUCAGUUUAUGGGGUUGAAAUCCAGUGAUGUGGCCUUGAAACUCAUUUCCAAGUCUGUGAAGCCAGCAAUGGAACCUGCUCAACCUAUGCCUCUUUCUGAGGUUAGUAUAAGUUUUCAUCCUAGAACUGCAAAUCCCCCAUUUACUCCAGAGGGCAAAGAGAGGAGAACAACCUCAAAGGAAAUCUCUGUCAUCCAACAUACAAGUUCUUUUGAGAAGUCAGAUUCCAUAGAACAGCAGAGUAGCUUAGAAGGAGAGGAAAAGCUGCUCUUAUCUUAUGCCUCCCAACCAGAAGUCCAACAUGGCCGACUAACUCACUCCCUUCAGCCAAAGCUUGUGCGUCAACCUAAUAUUCAAGUCCCUGAGAUUCUGGUCACUGAAGAACCUGAUAGGCCAGAAAUGGAACCGGAACCUCCACCGAAAGAGCCAGAAAAAUUGGAGAAAUUUCAGUGGCCACAGAGAAGCCAGUCUCUCUCCCAACUUCCUGCAGAAAAGCUACCACCCAAAAAGAAGAGGCUACGGCUAGCAGAAAUGGCCCAGUCUUCUGGAGAAUCCAGUUUUGAGUCAAUCAGAAGCCCAAGUCAGGAAAGCAGCAUCUCCCAUACUUCUAGUCACUCAGCUUCUUUUGAGAGAGAGGAAACAGUUUCUCAGUCCUCUGAAUCUCAUGGUAAACCUCUUGGCCUUGGCUCCCACAUGUUAACAGUACCAAGUUCCCAUCUCCACCACCAUCACCAUCAUUCCCGAGAAAUGAGGAGGUCUGCUUCUGAACAGACACCCAAUGUCUCACAUUCCUCUCCAAUGUCGGAGAUCCGCAGCAAGUCCUUUGACUAUGGGAGUUUGUCUUCAUCUCCUUCUAUAUCCCAAAUUCCAACAACAACAACAGCAGCUCCACAGGAGAGGAGAAAGUGCUUUUUGGUCCGGCAGGCAUCUCUCACCAGGCACCCAGAGCAUGAGCCAGACUCUGCCUCCAAAGGAACAGCUGAGACCGAGGAAUCUGUGCAACCUUCGACUCAGUCUCCUGCUGCAAGCUUGCCAUAUCAACAGCUGCCUUCCUCCUCUUCCUCCUCCUCUUUCUCUUCUCACAGAGGGUACCCAGCUGACAAGGAUCAGCCAAAAGACUGUCCUGAGUCCUUAUGCACAUAUUCCUAUGCUGAAGCUCUGCAAGUGGUCCAUCCACCUGUCCCUCAUUUAACCCUCCAUGAAAAGCAGUACAUGGGCCCACAAAUUUCUCUUUUACCAUUCCAGCACCUUUUGCCACCAUUGGGACAUUCAGUUGAGCUUUUCUCCUCUCAGACCGUAGCAGACAUCUUCUCCAGUCAGUAUUCCAUCUCUCAGGUCCCUCAUUCCUUAUUUCAAAGCACAGCACUUCCUUUUCAAGAAGCUUUGCUGCAUCCGGGCCAGUUACACAUUGCCCCUCCGCUGCUGUCAUACCCGGCUGAUAUCAUAAUCAGGCAGAGCCCAUCAGUCUUGCCCUUCCAUUACUCAAGAUCCUCACCACUCCCUUCUGCAUUGUUUCUGCCUCUUCAGUCACAGCUUGCUCUCCAGCUGCCAAGUGACAUUGGUGCCCACUUGCCCCAUCUGAAAUCCAGCCUCUCUCCUGAAAUUGGAAGCCGUACCUUCUCCCCAUCUAUAGAUUAUGGCUCUGAGAGCCGACUGCAUAUUUUAGCUCGGCCCAGUAGCCCCUCUGCAUCCAUCUCCAUUUCUCAGUUGGUGGUACCUGCCUGUUCAGAGCCUGUGGUAUCUCUAGUUGUCCCAGUUCGCAUUCAGGCUAACAUGCCAUCCUACGGAAGUGCAAUGUACACCACUCUUUCCCAGAUCCUAGUCACUCAGUCCCACUGCAGCACCUCUUCAAUCCUACUGCCAAAAUUUGAGGACUAUCAGACCAAGGGUACUCUGGUCUGCACUGCUAAUGUUCACAGUGUUGGUCUUGAUUUGGCUCAAAUGAUCACAGAGCAGCAGAAGACCCUGAUCCACAGUCCGUACCUGCGGCUGCCAUUGUCUCUGUCAGAAAGAAAAGGCUAUUUUCCCCUGGGCCCCAUGUCUGAAAGCGUCUUGGAUCUCGAAGAGAGCCCAUCAAAUGCUGGAGGAAGCAAGCGGAUGCUUUCUCCAGCUGGGAGCUUGGAGCUCACCAUGGAAACGCAGCAGCAGAAACGAGUGAAGGAAGAAGAGUUCUUCCAGACAGAAGAGAAGCUGGAAAUAGUGAUGACAUCCAAUACAAUGGAGGAAGGGAAAAAAUGUGAUCAAACAGCAGCCAAGGCAGAAACACUCCUGGAUAUAUUGUCUGAACAGUCAGAAUCCCCCAAAGGCCAGGCUGCCUUAAACCUGGUCUUGCCACAGUCUGAGGCCUCUAGCUUUGAAGUUCAAAAAGAAUGUAAGCAGCCAGCAAGAAAGAAGCCUGAAAGCAACCACGCUCCUGAGAAAGUGAAGAAGGAGGAUUUGAAAGAAUCGGCAGAAGCCUUGGUGGCAAAUCCUCUGAGCUCAGCAUGUUCUUCAGUGGCUGCUCAAAGCUCCAAGAAGUCUCAGGACAGUACAGAUGUUAAGAAGGUACUUCAGUUCCCCAGUCUCCACACAACUACUAAUGUCAGUUGGUGCUAUUUAAAUUACACAAAACCAAAUCACAUUCAGCAAGUUGACCACAGUUCCUCUGUGUAUGCCAGCUGGUGCAUUAGCCUGUAUAAUCCCAACCUCCCCGGUGUAUCUACUAAAGCUGCCCUGUCACUCCUACGCUCCAAGCAAAAGGUGAGCAAAGAAACCUACACCAUGGCUACUGCUCCACAUCCAGAGACAGGAAGGCUUGUACCCUCAAGUUCCAGGAACCCCAAAAUGUCAGAGGUCCAUCUGCCCUCACUCCUUCCCAGUGAAGGCCAGAAAGAUGCAAUGCAAACCAGUAAGGAAAGAGAUAAAAGAGGAAAAACUGAAGAUGACAUUCAUGUAACCAAGCGAGGAGAACCAACCAGGAUCAAGAUCUUUGAAGGAGGGUACAAAUCAAACGAAGAGUAUGUGUAUGUGCGAGGCCGUGGACGAGGGAAGUAUGUAUGUGAGGAGUGUGGAAUUCGCUGCAAGAAACCCAGCAUGCUGAAGAAACACAUUCACACGCACACAGACGUCAGGCCCUAUGUCUGCAAGUACUGUAACUUUGCUUUUAAAACCAAAGGGAAUCUGACUAAACAUAUGAAGUCAAAAGCCCACAGCAAAAAAUGUCAGGAGAUGGGUGUGUUGGCGUCUACCCUAGGGGAACUGGAACCAGAGGAAGGUAAAAAUUUGGGACUGUAUCUUUGGGGAAUGGAAUGUGAUGCUCUCCACAUGGCUGGGAUUGAGUGCUCAUGCCGAGAGUCACUAAGCAUGACCACUGCUGAGAGAUUAUGA